AGCAAAUCGCCUGACAUGGCUUCAAUCCUUCACUUGGCGUUGCUUCUCCUAUCCAUAGCCUCCCAGCAAGUUCUUGCCGCGAAGCGGCACCAUACCAUCAACGUUGAGUCAUUGCUGUCUAGUGCGAUGUGCUCUCGGGCACCUGCUGCUCCAGCUACCCCAGCUUCUCAUCCAGGAGGUGGUAGCUCCCUCCAAAUCGUCCGGCGCUCGUGCCCAACAACAGGCGCCCUCAAGACCGUGUCGGACCACUACACCACCAUCCUCCGCCGAGAUCACCACCGAGUCCAGUCCAUCCAUCGCCGCCUUGGAGAGCCGCGUAGGCCAACCACCAUUCCUGCGCGUCUGGGCCUUCCCUUUCACACUUAUGAGUAUGUUGUGACCAUCGGCAUCGGGACCCCGCCGCGCAACCUCACAGUCCUCUUCGACACCGGCAGCGACCUCACCUGGGUCCAGUGCACGCCGUGCAGUAGCUCCUGCUACCACCAGGAAGAACCAUUGUUUGACCCGAGCAAAUCUUCCACGUACGCCCACGUCGCCUGCUCCGCGGAGGAAUGCAACAACGGAGACAGCCAAGAAACAAGUUGUGCAGAGGGCUGGUGUAGGUACACCACGAAGUAUAGCGACGAAUCCCACUCUGGGGGCAAUCUUGCGUACGAGACUGUGACUCUGUUGCCGCUAGCACCGCCGGCCACCAGAGUUGUAUUCGGGUGCAGCGAUGAGUCCAGUGACUUCAACGACAUGAGUGUCGCCGGCCUUCUCGGCCUAGGCCGGGGCGAGUGGUCCAUCCCCUCGCAGAUACGGCAGAACUACGGCAGCAGCUUCUCCUACUGCCUCCCUCCGCACGGCAGCUCCACCGGAUACCUCACCUUCGGCGCCGCCCUUCAGUCGCAAGCCAACCUGACGUUCACGCCUCUGAAACCCGACCCUGACUUCUACCUAGUGGACCUCACCGGCAUCUCCGUCAAUGGCGCGGAUCUCCCACUACCAGCGGACGCGUUCAGCGCCAGAGUGGUCAUCGACUCUGGCACGGUGAUCACGCGUCUCGAGCCGACCGCGUACUCCCUUCUGCGGAAUGAGUUCAUGCGUCAUAUGCUCGGCUACACAGUGGUGCGUGUGAAGGGCCUAGACACGUGCUACGACGUGACGGGGCGCGACGUCGUGACGGUGCCCCGGGUGGCGCUCGAGUUCGGCGGCGGAGCGAGGAUUGACGUCGACGCGUCCGGAAUACUAAUCGUGGCAGCUGCCUCCGGAGCCUCGGUGGCGUGCUUGGCCUUCGCGCCGCUGCCGCCGGAUGUGUCGCGUAUCAGUGCCAUAAUCGGUAACAUGCAACAGAGGGCGUACACCGUUGUGUUUGAUGUGGAGGGCGGGAGAGUUGGGUUCGGAGCAAAUGGAUGCAGUUGACAUGCUUGAAUGCUUGAUGAAACAGGACUAUGAGGACUCUUCAAAUGAAAAAAAGGCAGGCCUAUACAUUAAGAACUUGUUUUUUUCUUUUGGGAAGGGACUUAUCAAGAACCUGUAAGAUUUCCUAUAAAUUUCCUACGAAAUAGUUUGUUUUCUAUACGACUUGGUUAUCAAGGCCUAGCAAAUAAAAUCGCUAACCCCAUUUGCAAGGGCUCUGUUUAAA
Molecule: messenger RNA, 1624 nt
Organism: Phragmites australis (common reed)
Lineage: Eukaryota; Viridiplantae; Streptophyta; Magnoliopsida; Poales; Poaceae
Product: aspartyl protease family protein At5g10770-like
Exons: 2
Coding region: 16-1401 (461 amino acids)
Biological process (GO): proteolysis
Molecular function (GO): aspartic-type endopeptidase activity
Source: RefSeq, a predicted model, not a curated record